Blepharisma stoltei is the source of this 669-nucleotide messenger RNA. The record is from the annotation of a GenBank genome assembly. NCBI's taxonomy places the organism in Eukaryota, Ciliophora, Heterotrichea, Heterotrichida, Blepharismidae.
AUGGAUGAAACGGUAUUUCAUUUGCAUCGGCUCAUCAUGGAUGGAAAUAUAAAAGAAAUUAAAAACUACCAAGACGAACUCAAAAAAUUGGUUGAUGUAUAUCCUGAAGCUAUUUUUCUUACAUGUACUCAAGAUCUCCCAGAAGUGUUAAAUCUGCUUAUUGAAUUUGGAUUUAAUCCUUAUUUUUUGGAUACUGGAAGAGAAAAUAUUGCUCAUUACGCAACAAAAUCAAACAGUUUUAAAAUUUUAGGAUACCUUGCUCAAAAUUACCCGAGUUUAUUUUUUAUUAGUGAAGAUUCUGUAGGUGAUCGACCUAUUCAUAUAGCUUCAAGAAAUGGGAAUGUUGAAGCUCUGAAAACUAUUGUAAAGGUGCAUCCUUUAGGAAUUCUUAAUUGGGAUGAUCAAUCUGCAUUAACUAUUUCAAUUAGAAAUCAAGACAUAAGAACAGCUAAGCUUUUGCUUGAUAGAGGAAGCGAAUUCGACUAUUCUGUAUGUGUUGAAGUUGGCUUAACUGAGCUUAUUGAGUACAAUAAAAAAGUGAAAUUAUGAAAAAGAAGACUGCCUUUUAUUUAUUAUUUAGCAUAUGCAGCUCAAAAUCAAAAAUCAAAUAGCAAGGAAUAUUACGAUUUACCAUAUGGAAUUAUCAGAGAAAUAACACAAUUUAUUUAA